Molecule: messenger RNA, 753 nt
Organism: Naegleria fowleri
Lineage: Eukaryota; Heterolobosea; Eutetramitea; Acrasida; Naegleriidae
Exons: 2
Coding region: 1-753 (250 amino acids)
Molecular function (GO): protein binding
Source: RefSeq, a predicted model, not a curated record
AUGCAUUUAGGAAUAGGAGAUGAUACGGCUGAGGUAGCUUUGCAACGACCUCAUCACUCGGUGUUAAUCAAAGCACAUGAAGGCCCUGUUAACGAUAUUGCGUUUGACCACACAAGUCAAUUUUUACUGAGCUGCUCUUCAGACAACACAGCCAAGCUUUGGUCUUUGCAAUAUCAACAAUUUGUGGGAUGUUUUUUGGGCCAUACCCAAGCCCCACUGAGCUGUGACAUUUCAUACGACGGAAGAGUCGUGGCGACAGGAGGUAAAGAUAAGAUCAUCAAACUGUUUGACAGUAGCAGCGCCAAGUGUAUUGUUGACUUGAAGCAUCAUACAGACUUUGUAAAUAAGGUUCGAUUUUCACCUGAUGGAACGUGUUUAGCAAGUUGUUCAAAAGAUCAUACUAUUCGAAUUUUUGAUUUGAGAUACUCUGGACGACCCUUGCAGAACUACGAUGGUCAUCAUUUUCCUGUCUCUUCCAUUGACUUCCACAAGUCAGGAAAUUACCUUAUAAGCACAGGUGAAGACAAUACUGUUAAAAUUUGGAAUCUGAUGCAUGCUCAGCUCAUGUACACAAUAUCAGGUCAUGUUGGUUCAACGACAUGUGCCAGAUUUUCAAAAGACGGAUCAUUCUUUGCAACCGGAGGAACAGAUAGCAACGUUCUAUUAUGGAACAGCAACUUUGCUUCCAGACAUGCAGAACUCAGCGAGACUGCAAACAAUCCUCAUAUUGGAAGUCGAGUGGACAAUGAAUAG